Camellia sinensis is the source of this 927-nucleotide messenger RNA. The record is from RefSeq and is a predicted model, not a curated record. NCBI's taxonomy places the organism in Eukaryota, Viridiplantae, Streptophyta, Magnoliopsida, Ericales, Theaceae.
AUGGCUUUCCUCAGAGUUGCCGACUCUAUGGAAGAAAGUGACCCCGAACUCAAAGUUUGGGUCAAACAAGUUCGAGAUGCUGCAUACGACACUGAAGAUGUUCUUGAGAAAUUCAAGCUUAACUUCACACACAAUCAUGGCACUAGAUUCCAUGGUUUUGUUCGUAAGAUUUCUUUCUCCAUCAAGACUUUAAAAGCUCGCUACCAAAUUGCUUAUGAAGUGCAAAGAAUUAAGAACAGGGUCAUCAAUAUUUCCAUGGAACAUCAGAGGUACCAUGAUAAAUAUGGUAUACUAGAGCAAGGCUCAAAAUCCAUUGGUGUUAACAAUGCAUGGUACGAUUGUCGUGGAGAUGCGCUUCUACUUGAAGAAGCUGAGCUUGUGGGCAUCGAGAAGCCCAAAACAAAAUUGAUUGGGUGGUUGGUGGAGGGAGAUCCUAGACUUAAGGUGAUUUCGGUAGUGGGAAUGGAAGGAUUAGGCAAAACCACUCUCGUUAAAAAGGUCUACAAUGAUGCAGCAAUAAAGAAGCAUUUCCAUAUUCGAGCUUGGAUCACAGUUUCAGAAUCAUUCAAGAUUAAAGAGCUCUUAAAAAACAUGAUUCACCGGCUCUUUAAAGAAGUCAAGCAACUAGUUCCAGAAGGAGUGGAAACCAUGGAUUGGAACAGCCUAAAAGGAAUAAUAAAUGCCUUCCUACGUCUAAAAAAGUAUGUGCUUGUUUUUGAUGAUGUAUGGGAUAUUCAAGCAUGGCAAGUUUUUAGAUAUACAUUCCGUGAGUGCAACUAUGGAAGCCGAGUAAUGCUCACAAGAAGAAAUGCUGAUUUAGCCUUAUUCUCUAGUAGAGAAUAUAAUGGCUAUGUCUAUGAUCUACAGCCCCUAUCUCCCCAAGAGUCCUGGGCCUUGUUUUGCAAAAAGACGUUUAAGGAGAACUAG